UCGACCAGGAAUACAUUCAUGUUCCCUGAGCUCCAGGAAAAAACAACCCAAGCAUCACAAUUUUUAAAAAGGUUUACCUAAAAAAAAAUACUAUUUUCGAACUCUUUUACACAAGAGGAGUCCUCACAGACCAAUAAUAAGAAAACAAUUAUACAAAAACUAUACGAUAUAGCCCAAUCUUACUGUUAUGAGUCUAGAAUGAGUACCACAGAAGACAACGGAAGCAAGUGCUCUUCGGCCCCGAUUUCCACCUUCACUAUUCAGUCGAUAUUGGGCAAGUCGUCGGAGAAGCCACGGUCCGGGGCGAAGGAGAGUUCCAAAGGACUGCAGCUGGCGAGGACGCGCUUGCUCUCGGUUUCUUCGGAAGAGGAGUGCAGCGGUGGGGAGGACUCUGCAGACUGUUUCUGCUCGGAUCCUGGUCACAGAGAGCCAUGCAACCAACAUCAACCACUUAAUUUUUCAUGUUUAGGUGCAACCAAGGGACUUACUUCAGGCCAUGACGGGAUUGCACGGCGACCGCACUUGACACAGCCUCUGCUGCAGGAUUACAAAGAGGAACAAGAGAGACCAUGCAAUCCAAUGUCACCUAUUUCCGAGGAGAGACAGACAGACGGUGCGGACAAGCAGACUAACUCGUCCAAGAAGAAGACUCGUACCGUCUUCUCGCGGAGUCAGGUGUACCAGCUCGAGUCCACAUUUGAUAUGAAGAGGUAUUUGAGCAGCUCCGAGCGAGCCUGCUUGGCAUCAAGUCUACAGCUAACAGAAACUCAAGUGAAGACGUGGUUUCAGAACCGCAGAAACAAAUGGAAACGACAACUGUCGGCGGAACUGGAGGCUGCGAACAUGGCACACGCAUCCGCACAGACACUGGUCGGAAUGCCGCUUGUUUUUAGAGAUAACUCCCUGCUCCGGGUACCAGUUCCAAGAUCUAUUGCUUUUCCAACGCCACUAUACUAUCCCGGCAGCAGCCUACAAGGGUUACCACUGUACAAUCUGUAUAACAAGAUUGAAUAUUGACUCAAUGCCUGUGAUGACAGUCCAAAAUAAUAACACGUUAACACGCGACAGUACUUUCUUAUAAAUGUCUGCCAAACUCAUGUCUAUUAUAUAACUUUAUUUGUUGAAAAAAAAUAUGUCUUAUUAUGCAGCAACUGUAUGUUUUAACAAGAAAGCAACAAGCUUCUCUAAAUGUAUAAAAUACACCAUGUGUAUAAUAAUUAUUUUCAACCUUGAUUUUGCGUUCUUCUCCCUGGUUUAACGCGUUAUACAUUGCGAGAAUUUAGACACUGAAAUACAGAUGUUAUCAAGUGGACUGUUUCCCAAACCAAUUAUGAAUGCAUUCAAACACAGUUUUAAAUGUAAUGUGAAUGUGAAUAUGAAAUAUUGAGGUCCAACCACCUUAAUCUGUUAUAAAAUACUGGAAGAAAUUGGGUUUAUACAUUUGGGGAUAUGGAAGUGCAAACUCGUUGCUUCGAUUUUGGGGAAAUGUUAUUGUAAUCAUAGGCCCACCAAAUAAACUGCUAAUUCAAUACAUUUUCUAUAUCAGUGAAACAUGGGUUGGGAUUUAUUGUACAUUGCCCGUUUUUAAUAUUUAUUUCGACAUCUCAAUUGUGGCAUUUCCAUCCAGUUUUUGAAAAACAGGGAAAGGAAAAACGAAUUUCAUAUGUACAAUAUAAAAUA
Messenger RNA from Oncorhynchus tshawytscha (Chinook salmon), 1680 nucleotides. Its product is annotated as homeobox protein HMX2. Bases 199 to 1017 code for a protein of 272 amino acids. The transcript is spliced from 2 exons. Gene Ontology annotation, biological process: regulation of transcription by RNA polymerase II. NCBI's taxonomy places the organism in Eukaryota, Metazoa, Chordata, Actinopteri, Salmoniformes, Salmonidae. Gene Ontology annotation, cellular component: nucleus. Gene Ontology annotation, molecular function: RNA polymerase II transcription regulatory region sequence-specific DNA binding; DNA-binding transcription factor activity, RNA polymerase II-specific. The record is from RefSeq and is a predicted model, not a curated record.